AUGUCGACCUUCUCGAACGAGUCGUUCUCAAAGCUGGCGUCGAUUUCCACGCACAGACUCUCAGGCUUCUCGUGGGUUUGGUCCUACUACCUGCUUCCGGCGAUUGUGGCCUAUCCUUUCCUCUGCUCAGCACUUCGGUUCCGCCGACUAAAGGCCCUCCAGGCCAAGUACAAAUAUGGCACGCCUGAAUAUCCAUCCUAUGAGGGAAUGACCGUCAAGGAAGCCCAUGAUAUUCUCAAGUCUGUGAGCGACCUGGAAUUCCCGUCCUUGUUUGAGAAGGGGCUGCAGUUUGCUCUUUUCCGCACGUACGGCAUUCCCACCAUCAGCGAGCUCUUGGUCAAGACAACCCAACUCUCGGCGGAGAAGAAUGUGCCCAAGCGAUAUGCCGACACUGGGGUGUUGCUUGGCGACAUGUACGGUGGCGAACCUGAAAGCGACAGAUGCAUUGAGGGUUACGCCAGAUUGAAUUACUUGCACGGGCACUACAUCAAACAGGGCAAAAUCAGCAAUGACGAUAUGCUGUAUACACUGUCGCUAUUUCUCAACCAGCCUGUGGAAUGGAUCAACAAGUACGAGUGGAGGCAACUCACCGACCUGGAAAUUUGCGCCAUGGGCGUUUUCCACAAAGCUAUGGGCGAUGGGAUGGAAAUCUCUUUCGAGAAACUUCCGUCGUACUCGACGGGAUGGAAAGACGGGCUGCACUUCUACCGGGAGCUGGAUACCUGGGCCAAGCAAUAUGAGAAGGCCUGCAUGGUACCUCACCAAAAGAACUACGACACGGCAGUCCAGACCCGACAGUUGCUGCUGAGCAUGUACCCUCCCUUCAUGAAGGAUGUCCUUAGCAAGGUUGUGAGCGCUCCCUUGGACGAUAGGCUGAGGGAAGCCAUCAUGUUCGAAGAGGCACCAGCAUCAUACCGAUCAUUCUUCAACGGCUUCAUGGAGUUGAGACGUUUCUUCCUGAGAUAUCUUGCUUUACCCAAACCCACAUUCAUGGCCAAGCAGAUAAUGACCAAAGAACCUGAUGCCAAGGGCAGAAGAUACUAUGUUGCGUGGGACACAGCACCUGUUUAUGUCAAGCCCACUUUGUGGAAUCGAUGGGGUCCCGGGGCAAUAGUUCAUCUGCUGCUUGGGAUUCCCCGUCCAGGAGACCCAGGCACGUAUCCUGAAGGCUUCGAAAUCAACAGCACGGGGCCAUCUGUGUUCGUCGGCAAGGGAUCGAAAGAAAUGGCGAUGACCAGGGAGAGACUGAAGAAGGAGAGGACAGGCGGUUGUCCGUUUGCAGUCCGUCGAGCUUGA
Messenger RNA from Cladophialophora immunda, 1296 nucleotides. RefSeq lists its product as uncharacterized. NCBI's taxonomy places the organism in Eukaryota, Fungi, Ascomycota, Eurotiomycetes, Chaetothyriales, Herpotrichiellaceae. The transcript has a single exon. The record is from RefSeq and is a predicted model, not a curated record. The coding region runs from base 1 to 1296 and encodes 431 amino acids. Gene Ontology annotation, molecular function: oxidoreductase activity.